AUGGAUUCUGGAAAGGGUAUGGAAUUUUCCAUCCUUCAGAAUCUACGAAACCUCUAUGUACCAGAGCUGCCCCGUUGCCUCCAGGGAUCAGAUGUUCAAGUUGAGAUCGGUGAUAUCACAACAGUUAUGGAUCCCAUGGAUGCUCAAUCAAUUCAGAGAUCCUUUCCCCUCACUUAUGGCCAACCACUAGUACACCAUUUUAGCUCAUCCAACAAAACUCCUCUUGAUAUCCAUGCUCCAAAAGAACAAAAACCAAUUAGGGUUGGUGUAGUCUUCUGUGGCCGGCAAUCACCUGGAGGACAUAAUGUUAUUUGCGGGCUACAUGAUGCUAUGAAGUCUCAUAACCCCAAAAGUACCCUGCUAGGAUUUUGUGGAGGAACUGAAGGUUUAUUUAAGCAAAAAACCCUUGAAAUUACUGAAGAUGUUGUCUCAAAAUAUCGUAAUCAAGGGGGGUAUGAUAUGUUGGGAAGAACAAUGGAUCAGAUAAGAACAACAGAACAAGUAAAUGCUGGAUUAACUACAUGUCAAACACUAAAGUUGGAUGGACUUGUGAUUAUUGGAGGUGUCACAUCCAAUACUGAUGCAGCUCAGCUUGCUGAGACAUUUGCAGAGGCAAAGUGUUCGACAAAGGUUGUUGGCGUUCCAGUUACCUUCUAUGGGGAUCUCAAGAACCAAUUUGUUGAAGCUAAUGUCGGAUUUGAUACAAUCUGCAAGGUGAAUUCUCAACUCAUAAGCAAUAUAUGCAUCGAUGCUCUUUCUGCUGAAAAGUAUUAUUAUUUUAUCCGUCUCAUGGGAAGGAGAGCAUCUCAUGUUGCCCUGGAAUGUGCCCUUCAGUCUCAUCCAAAUAUGGUCAUCCUUAGUGAGGAGGUUGCUGCUUCAAAGCUUACCCUUUAUGAUAUAACAAAACAGAUCUGCGAUGCAGUUCAAGCCAGGGCAGAACUAGGCAAAUAUCAUGGUGUGAUUCUUUUACCUGAGGGUCUCAUCGAAAGUAUACCUGAAGUAUAUGCCCUCUUGCAGGAAAUUCAUGUUCUUCUCAAGAAUGGUGUUUCAGUUGACAACGUUUCAAAGCAGUUAUCUCCUUGGGCAUCUGCUUUAUAUGAGUCCAUGCCGCCAUUUAUCAAAAAGCAGCUUCUUCUUUCCCCUGAGUCUGAUGAAUCUGCACAGUUAUCACAGAUUGAAACAGAAAAGCUAUUAGCUCAGCUAGUAGAGUCAGAGAUGGAAACACGAACCAAAAAUGGCACUUACAAAGGGAAAAAGUUCAAUUCUAUCUGUCAUUUCUUUGGAUAUCAAGCACGAGGAUCACUGCCAUCUAAGUUUGAUUGUGAUUAUGCACAUGCUCUUGGACAUGCUUCCUAUCAUCUUCUUGCAGCUGGGCUUAAUGGUUACAUGGCUACAGUGACAAAUCUUAAAAAUGAUGUGUACAAGUGGAGAUGUGGUGGUGCUCCAUUUACAGCUAUGAUGACUGUAAGGAGGCUGCUGCGUGGGCCCGGGUCUUCUUUGAUUGGCAAACCAUCAAUUCAUCCAGUUGCAGUGGAUUUAAAGGGAAAACCAUAUGAGUUGUUGCUUCGUGAUGCUGAAAAAUUCUUGAUGGAUGAUCUUUACUCCAAUCCAGGGCCCAUUCAAUAUAUAGGAUCAGGUUCUGACAACAAGACCAUAUGUCUGAGUGUAGAGGACCAGGAUUACAUGGGGAGGGUCACGGAGUUGCAAGCUUACCUUGAGAAGGUGAGAACAAUGGUUAAACCUGGUUGUUCACAAGAGGUGUUGAAGGCUGCCUUGAGUUCCAUGGCCUCUGUCCUUGAGAUCCUCACCCUGAUGUCUCCUGCUGCAAAAAGCAGCAUCACAGGACAUGUCAAGUAUUAGAAAAUUGUCAGGUAAUAUACCGCGGAGCCUAUGAGAACUUUGAAAAUUAGACUUCAUGCAGAAGGGUAGCCCGAGAUUGAAAUUUGCCAGUGGUGAUGCAGAGUUUAAUUCCUCGUAUCGGUAUUUAUCCAUCUGCUGUGGACCACUUUUGUUACCAUUAAUGGGUUUAGUUUUGUGUUCAAACAAUUAUCUUGACGUAAUAAAAUUUUGAACCUCAACCUGAUUCAACAGCAAGGACAAUGCCUUUCUGUU
Messenger RNA from Elaeis guineensis (African oil palm), 2112 nucleotides. Its product is annotated as pyrophosphate--fructose 6-phosphate 1-phosphotransferase subunit alpha. NCBI's taxonomy places the organism in Eukaryota, Viridiplantae, Streptophyta, Magnoliopsida, Arecales, Arecaceae. The record is from RefSeq and is a predicted model, not a curated record. Gene Ontology annotation, molecular function: diphosphate-fructose-6-phosphate 1-phosphotransferase activity; ATP binding; 6-phosphofructokinase activity. Gene Ontology annotation, biological process: response to glucose; glycolytic process; photosynthesis. Gene Ontology annotation, cellular component: cytosol.